CACAGCAGCACAGUUAAGUGAUGGACAUCAGUCUCCAGGGGAGGGCACUGCUAGUUCGACAGGUCUAUCAGCGUGACGUGACUGGGAGGCAAAUAAAAGUUUAUCAACUCUACUUACCAACCAUAUAUGCUAGCAUCCCAACUUCGCCAGUCCACUUUUAAAAAACAUCAGCGCGCGUAAAGGUUCCUUACAACCGUCCUCUCAAUGAAAGGAGGUGGUUUCCCUCUCCUAACCUGCUCCAGCGUUCAUCACGGCGACCCACUAGCAACAACGAGAUGAUGUUUGUAGAUGAUCGGGUCUGGGCUCUGUUCAAGCGCAACUGGCAGCACACACUGACUUACUGGAGCGUGUUCUUCAGUUUCGGGCUGUGUAUCGCGUUCCUGGGGCCGACCAUCCUGGACCUGAGGUGUCAGACCCAGUCAACUCUGCAGGAGAUUACCUGGGUUUUCUUCGCCCAACAGCUCUUCCUCAUGCUGGGGAGCGCCUUGGGAGGACUCUUCAAGAAGACGCUCCGCUGCUCCCUCUCAGCUCUCUUCGUCUCCAGUCUUGUCAUCUCCAUGGUGUUUGCCAUCAUCCCACUUUGCCACCAUGUGCUGAUGCUGGCUGUUGCCAUGGCGAUAUCUGGCACGGCAAUGGGGGUGAUUGACACCAUCGCCAACCUGCAGCUGGUGACGCUCUACCAGAAGGACUCAGCAGUUUUCCUACAGGUUCUGCAUUUCUUCAUAGGGCUGGGAGCGUUGGUCAGUCCCCUGGUAGCAGACCCAUUCCUGUCGGAGGGGAGUUGUGUUCUGGGGGGGAACAUGACAGCCAACUUCUCCACUGACCUCCAUCACCUCCGCAGCUCCCUGGCAGGCAAGGGGCCAACCACCCUGCACAACGUAUCCGAGCACUACCACCUCCGCACAGAAGGCAUCAUCACCACCAAUGUGUCCUACGCAUUCUGGAUCAUGGCUCUUAUCAAUCUGCCUGUACCAGUAGCAGUGUAUGUGUUGAUGUACCGUGAGAGGCUGUUCCCCUGCUCGAACCACAGCCCACGUCUACUGGACAAGGAGAAAAACUCACAGAAGAACCAACAGGACCACAAUAUCCAGGGUCACGGGGGUUUGUUUGGCUGCUGUAAUUAUGGUGAUGUGAAGGAUCGCCCCGCCUCCUACUUCCUCCUCUACAUUCUGGGCGGAGCCGUGCUCUUCAUCACCGACGGCAUAAUUGGUUCUUACACAGGAUUUGUCUACACCUACGCGGUGUCUCCUCCCCUCUCUCUGCCUCACAAGAUGGCAGGCUGUCUGACCAGUGUGUUCUGGGCAUCUGUCACUGCGGGCAGACUGGCGUCUAUAUAUCUGUCAUACAGAUACACACAACAACGACUAAUCUCUGUCAGCCUGGUGGGGGUGAUAGUGGUGCAGUGUCUGCUGUUGAUCCUGUACUCCAGCCGUGUGUUCCUCUUCAUGGGGACAUGUGUGUUAGGCCUCUUCAUCAGCAGUGUGUUCCCCUGCAUGGUGGCCCUCACAGAAGACAUGGUCAACUAUAAAGGUUGUGCCACUACUGUCCUGGUGACCAGUGCUGGUACAGGAGAGAUGGUGCUGCAGCUUCUCACGGGACAGUUGAUCCACAGUAAAGGCAGUUAUAGUUUCUUGUUGGUUGGUAUGAUAUCAUCCUGCAUCGGAUUCACUGUAUUCCUGGGGCUACUCUACAUCCAGCAUCUACACAGGAGCUCCCAAGCAGCCACAGGUGCUAGUAAGGAAAUUGCCAUGACAGAGAAGCCUUCAAGUGAGUGAUGGAGAGAGGCUGUGAGGAUGGAACAACGGAAAGAGAGGACUGUUUAAACAAAUGACAAAGUGAAGGAAAAACAGAAGUGACCCAACUUUUUAAAAUGGCUGGAGGAAAGGCAGUGAGCACUGGAAUCCAAUGUUAGACUUCAGUCCCUCUCCUUUCUUCCAGCUCUCAACACCGACAAUCAAGUUCAACCCAAAGACAAUCCCAUCCUACCCAGUACCCACCCUCAGAUCAAACAAACUGAUUCAGAUUCAGCUGGCUUUAGAUACAAAAAUAAAUCUUCCAAUUUUAUCAUUCUAAACAGUCUAUUUCUGAGUGGUACAGUAUUAUAUUUGUUUAAACUGAGAAAUGUUGUUUUAUGCUGUAGCUGUCUGACCUUGAAUGUAGCAUUCAUAAACCAGGAGUUGGGAGAGUAGAUGUUAACUUGGCUUGUUCAUGUCUUUGUCUUUUUAAAUGCUGUCAUGAACAGGUGGAGACCAAAGCCUCCUCCAUUGGCAUGCUGCUUAUUUAAACUCAAUGUCAGCUGGUAUCCUGCUGGAUCCUUAACUGCUCCGUGUCUUAUAGAGCUUUAAUGUAGACAGUGACCCGUGUGACUCAGGUGGAGUGGUCACAUGAGGACAGAUGGUGUUGCUAUGUGAGCAAGGUGUGGUGGUUAGUUACCUCGUAAAACUCACUGGAUUAGGAAAACAAGUCUCGUGGGGACAUACUUCCAAAUCUAGUCUUCAGAGGCUAAGAAACAGACACAAACAGGGUGACUAGAGAUCAAGGUUGUUUUAAUAGUCUCUGUUAUAAACGUUUCCUACUUCUCCUCAAACACAAACGCGCCACUCCAAGACAAGUAGCUUGUAAACAUUUGAAAAGCAUUUUGAACAAAUAAUUUACAGAAGCGAACAAAACAG
Coregonus clupeaformis (lake whitefish) is the source of this 2672-nucleotide messenger RNA. RefSeq names its product major facilitator superfamily domain-containing protein 4A. Gene Ontology annotation, biological process: transmembrane transport. Bases 276 to 1775 code for a protein of 499 amino acids. The record is from RefSeq and is a predicted model, not a curated record. Lineage: Eukaryota; Metazoa; Chordata; Actinopteri; Salmoniformes; Salmonidae. The transcript has 10 exons.